GCAGCCGCAGCCGCUCUGGUUCCUGUCUGUCUCCGUCAUAUAUCGGGGCUCCCUGUCCGAUACUGCUGCAGUUGCUAGCUGCUUAGCAAACUUUGAAACAAAGUUACUCUAUAUAGUUCGGCGUUUUUUUAUUCAGAAGAUUAAGCGUAACCUUAAAAGGGAGUAUACAACAUGCCUGCAGUCUCAAAAGGUGAUGGGAUGCGUGGCCUGGCCGUGUUCAUCUCUGAUAUCAGGAACUGUAAAAGUAAAGAGGCAGAGGUCAAGAGGAUAAACAAAGAACUGGCCAAUAUCCGUUCCAAAUUCAAAGGAGACAAGGCUCUAGACGGCUACAGUAAAAAGAAAUACGUCUGCAAGCUGCUCUUCAUCUUUCUCCUGGGCCAUGACAUUGACUUUGGACACAUGGAGGCCGUCAACCUCCUCAGCUCCAACAAGUACACAGAGAAACAAAUCGGUUACCUUUUCAUCUCAGUGCUGGUGAACUCUAACAGCGACCUGAUCAGUCUCAUCAACAACGGCAUUAAGAAUGACCUGGCCAGCCGCAACCCCACCUUCAUGAACCUGGCCCUGCACUGCAUCGCUAAUGUGGGCAGCAGAGAAAUGGCUGAGGCUUUUGCCUCUCAAAUCCCCAGCAUCCUGGUGGCAGGGGACACGAUGGACAGCGUGAAGCAGAGUGCAGCGCUGUGUCUGCUCCGGCUCAACAGGACCUCGCCGGACCUGGUGCCCAUGGGGGAGUGGACAGCACGAGUAGUGCAUCUGCUCAACGAUCAGCACCUGGGUGUAGUGACAGCAGCCACCAGCCUCAUCACCACUCUAGCCCAGAAGAGUCCCGAGGACUUCAGAACCUCCAUCUCUCUGGCUGUGGCCCGGCUCAGCAGGAUUGUGACCUCAGCAUCCAUCGACCUACAGGACUACACAUAUUACUUUGUUGCUGCGCCAUGGCUGUCUGUCAAACUGCUACGCCUCCUGCAGUGCUACCCUCCACCUGAGGAUGCAGCGCUGCGGAGCCGCCUGACAGAGUGUCUGGAAACCAUCCUCAACAAAGCCCAGGAGCCCCCCAAGUCCAAGAAGGUCCAGCACUCCAACGCAAAGAAUGCUGUUCUGUUCGAAGCCAUCUCCCUCAUCAUCCACCACGACAGUGAGCCCACCCUGUUGGUACGAGCCUGCAACCAGCUGGGCCAGUUUCUGCAGCACAGGGAAACCAACCUGCGCUACCUGGCUCUGGAGAGCAUGUGCACGCUGGCCAGCUCCGAGUUCUCUCACGAGGCGGUGAAAACGCACAUAGAUACUGUGAUCAACGCUCUGAAGACUGAGCGAGAUGUGAGUGUGCGCCAGCGAGCCGUGGAUCUGCUCUACGCCAUGUGUGACCGCAGCAACUCCAAGCAGAUCGUGGCGGAGAUGCUGAGCUACCUGGAGAACGCCGACUACUCCAUCCGAGAGGAGAUAGUGCUCAAGGUGGCUAUCCUGGCAGAGAAAUACGCUGUGGACUACACUUGGUACGUGGAUACCAUUCUGAACCUCAUCCGCAUCGCAGGGGACCACGUCAGCGAGGAGGUGUGGUACCGAGUCAUCCAGAUUGUCAUUAACCAAGACGAUGUCCAAGGAUACGCCGCAAAGACCGUCUUUGAGGCACUGCAAGCUCCAGCCUGCCACGAGAACCUGGUGAAAGUGGGGGGUUAUAUCCUGGGAGAGUUUGGAAACCUUAUUGCUGGUGACCCCCGCUCCAGCCCUCUGGUCCAGUUCAACCUGCUCCACUCUAAAUUCCACCUGUGCUCCGUGCCCACCCGGGCCCUGCUGCUUUCCGCCUACAUCAAGUUCAUCAAUCUGUUUCCAGAGGUGAAGCCCACGAUCCAGGACGUGCUGCGCUCAGACAGCCAGCUGCGCAACGCUGACGUGGAGCUGCAGCAGAGAGCCAUCGAGUACCUGAGGCUCAGCUGCAUCGCCAGCACCGACAUCCUGGCCACAGUGUUAGAGGAGAUGCCGCCGUUCCCAGAGAGAGAGUCCUCUAUCCUGGCCAAGCUGAAGAAGAAGAAAGGCCCCAGCAAGGUGCCCGACAUCGACGAGGCCCGCUGGAAUGUCAACGGCAACACGGAGCACAGCGAGAACACGGAGCCAACCAACAAGGCCCCCAGCCACCCGUUCACAGACCUGCUGAAUUUGAACUCCAGCCCUGCAGCCGGAGCCAGUCUGUUGGUGGACGUCAUGUCAGACCUCUCCACCCCCGCACCCACCACCACCACCACCACCCCUGCAGCCACCGAUGUGUGUGAGGAACACUUCUCCAGGUUUGUUUGUAAGAACAACGGCGUUAUAUUUGAGAACCAGCUGCUGCAGAUUGGACUGAAGUCUGAGUACAGGCAGAACCUCGGGCGCAUGUACGUGUUCUACGGCAACAAGACAUCCUCCCAGUUCCUCAGCUUCUCCUCAUCAGUGACCAGUAGCGACACGCUCAAGACUCAGGUGAACAUUCACACUAAGCCAGUGGACCCCACAGUAGAAGGGGGGGCUCAGCUCCAGCAGAUCCUCAACAUCGAAUGUGUGACAGACUUCUCAGACGCGCCGGUACUUAGCGUCCAGUUCAGAUAUGGGGGAACUCUUCAGAACAUUGGUGUGAAACUCCCUGUGAUGCUCAACAAGUUUUUCCAGCCCACGGAGAUGACGUCACAAGACUUCUUCCAACGCUGGAAGCAGCUCGGAGUUCCUCAGCAAGAGGUCCAGACCAUCUUCAAAGCCAAACACCCCAUGGACACAGACGUUACCAACGCCAAGAUCUUAGGCUUUGGGGUUGCUCUGCUCACUGGGGUGGAUCCUAACCCUGCAAACUUUGUUGGAGCCGGAGUCAUUCACACCAAGAGCACUCAGGUGGGCUGCCUCCUCAGGCUGGAGCCCAACCCACAGGCAGAGAUGUACCGCCUGACGCUGAGGACCAGCAGGGAGUCGGUGUCUCAGAGACUGUGUGACCUCCUCUCUGAGCAGUUCUAGCCUCCUCACCUUCUCUCUCACUUUAGUUAGCAACUGAUGUAUUGUACAGUGUAAAUUCUCUUUUUUAUUUUCCCUACUCCACAUGUAAAUGAAGUGAAAUGUAUUUUCCACACGUAGCUUUACUAAUGCGUCACUGCUUUAAACCUGCCUUGUACUUUGUGUGUGUGUACUCACACUGAGCACCCCUGUCCUGAAUGUGUGUGUGUUUGCUGCUCACUGCCUUUCUUAGUCAGACAUUGUGAAGAGUUUACUAGGACCCAUAAUUCGAGUUAUUUGACAAUCCAGUCUAUAAAGCUCAAUUAUCCUCUUAUAGGACUGUAUAAUUAUAAUUUGAAGCCCUCAUUAAUAUUCAUAAUUAUAAGGUACUCUAAUUGCUUGUUGUUUGCUUUGAGUGAAGUUACAAAGUAAUUAAAUCUAUGCAAAAACAACACACUAAACCUAAGAUGAAUUGUAACUUGGAGCAACCAAUGAGCUCUCGGAGCCCUUUUUAAUCAUGUUAUAAUGUGCAACAGCUAUGAGAUUUAUAAUUCACUACACUCCUUGAAACAACACAAAAUAUAGGUAUAAGUCAUUAUAAAAUGUAUGAUGACAGCAGGACUUUAAACAGUGCUACAUACUAAUAACACAUAAUUAGUAUUUGUUCAAAUGCAUUCUUUACAAAUGAUCAGAACUUUAAAUCCAGUUCUGAUCAGAGUUGUCUUCAAACACGCUGCACAGAGGCUUUCCUCCUCCUCUCCCACACUUUGCACUCGCUGGAUAAAACGGUUAGAGCACAGGAGUACAUCAGAUGGAUUUAAACGAGAACAUUUCACUUACUGUCACCUCAGGAGGAAAAACAAAGCUUUAUAUUGUGAUACUUUUUGGAAAGUAAAAAAUAGCCUUUUCUUUCCCGUGGUGGGAAUAGUUUAGCUUGUUUGUGCUGAUAAGUUUACACAGAAUUUUAGGUGGUUGAUUAGAAUGGCAAAAAAAACAACUAGGAAAUUGAUCCAUUUUUGAUAGUUAUGAAAUUCAAUGUCUAAUAUUGGUAUCUACUUAACUCCACACAGCUGUGCCAGUUUCUUAUUCUGUCAACAACAGAACAAGCUUUUAAAUACGGAGUAAUGAUACAUAAAUAUACAUACAUGUAACCAUGCCACACAGUUCACUGCCACACUAUCACACUACUACUCUCACCUAAAUGCAUUUGUUCACUGCCCAACUAGUCGUUGUUCUAUAUUUCAACAGUGUAUUUUCUGUUUUAUUAAAUAUACUUUUAUAAUCCUUGACGGCAUAUCUGAUGCUUUGCUUCAAAGACCGGCUCUUUCUAAAUGUGAAAAACAUCUUCUUCCCAUUUCUAAAGCAGUGUACAAAUUAAACAAAGCAAUCACAAAACAUUUACAAUUGACCCCACAAAAAACGGUGUACAUUUUACACUGCUGUUUGUAUCCAUUAACAAAAAGGACAUUUAACAUGUUUUGCUACCGUUGCACUGAGCUAGGCUAGCUGAACGCUAAGCUAACUUUCUCCUGGCUGUAGUUUUAUAUCUGACAGACCGAUAUAAGAGUGACUUUAAUCCUAUGAGCAAGAAAGGGAAUAAAGGUACGUUCAUGGUUCAUAUAUAUUGAUGAGAAUUACUAAACAGAAUGUCGGAAAAUAUCAGUGACAGUUUUGCUGUAAGGACGCCUUCCUCUGGACCUGAGAAAUUGUCAUGUUUUGACAACGGCUGCGAGCACAUGGCCCAAAAUAAUGUUUCACACGGUGAUGGUCACGCUGUGCCUUCUGCAGCAUCUUUCUAGAAAACAAAGGGAUUUAAAACAGGGUAAAGCUGUACACAAGUGGACCAGAACCGCUGGUGUUCUUCCUACCCUGCUUUGGGUACAGUAGCAUGGAAAGGUCAGCAUGUGUAAUGUUGGAGGAACUAACUACAUUUUGAACUUUUAUUAGCUUGCUGGCCGGAAACACCACUUCAAUGUGAAAUUACGCUUCUGUUAGCUAACCUAUUUGCCAUUGUUGUACUCUUUAUAAGGUCAUAUAUCUUUUUAUGUAGUGCUUAAACGUAUAUAAAGUAUCAGUAUGGCAUUAAAAUGUCAUAUUAGACGUAUUAUGCAUUUUGUUGGUUUGUGUUUUUACGUUAUUUGAGCCCAAGCCAACCCAGAGAAAUGUGUAGUUUUCUGUAAUAGCAUCAUACCCUCUUUAAAAUAAGCUUGUUCAAAGCCACUUUAAAACCUUUAUUUUCCCACAGAUGUUGUUUUAAUCAAGUCCAAUUUUACCUAGUUACUGGAUUUUCUCUCUCUGAUUAAGGAAACGAUAACAUUUACAGUUUAGGCCUGUCUUUACUCAACUCUCAAACUCGAUGCUUCCUGCACCCUGAGGUACAGUGCUGUUCAGGUGCAGUAAGAUGUGAUGCUGAACUGUACUGUAGACAUGAUCCUGAACAGUGCAUUAACACUUUGGGUCCUUGGUACUUUAUCUAGCACACUGUGUUUACUAUUAGUCGAUCAAGUUGUCUCAAUGCUGAUGUGUUCUGUGCCUUCUGGGGUGUGUUUAGUCUCUGCACUUGAGAAGAAGAAAAGGUUGGAUAUCUUGUUUCUAUUUAAAUGUAAUGUCAUUUCAACAUCAAAUAAGUGUUUUUAUGAAUAAAGAAGUAUGCCUUUGUAAACACA
Molecule: messenger RNA, 5621 nt
Organism: Eleginops maclovinus (Patagonian blennie)
Lineage: Eukaryota; Metazoa; Chordata; Actinopteri; Perciformes; Eleginopidae
Product: AP-2 complex subunit alpha-2-like
Exons: 22
Coding region: 172-2979 (935 amino acids)
Biological process (GO): clathrin-dependent endocytosis; intracellular protein transport
Cellular component (GO): membrane coat; AP-2 adaptor complex
Molecular function (GO): clathrin-cargo adaptor activity
Source: RefSeq, a predicted model, not a curated record